This is a messenger RNA of Mycotypha africana, 894 nucleotides long. Its product is annotated as transcription initiation factor IIF, beta subunit-domain-containing protein. Gene Ontology annotation, cellular component: transcription factor TFIIF complex. NCBI's taxonomy places the organism in Eukaryota, Fungi, Mucoromycota, Mucoromycetes, Mucorales, Mycotyphaceae. The record is from RefSeq and is a predicted model, not a curated record. Bases 1 to 894 code for a protein of 297 amino acids. The transcript has 5 exons. Gene Ontology annotation, biological process: transcription initiation at RNA polymerase II promoter; transcription by RNA polymerase II.
AUGUCUGAUAACAACGACGUUGAUUCACUUUUUGAAGAUGACCCAGGAUCGUUAGAAGAAGUUAUAGACGAGGAUGAUGCAGAAGAUUUAAGAUUAGACGAAGCGCAAACAAAAGUUUGGCUUGUAAAAGUUCCAAAAUUCUUAGCAGAAAAAUGGCGAAAAAUUGAUCAAGACAAUGCUACUCUUGGAAGUGUUCGUAUAUACAAUCAAGCACCGCCUGGAAAAAGCAAUAAUAUUGCACUUAUUUUGCCCGAGGACAACAGUACACCAGGCUUGCCCAGAGAGUACAGUAUACAUAUUACACCAGGAGAAGUACGUAAUAAAUUUGUUUUUACAGAAGAUCAGAAUGGAGGCAAAGCUAUUAGCGGCACAGUACACCAUGAAUGUACAGCAACUCCAGCCCAAUUCGGUACAUAUAGAAAUAUUAUGAGAAAACGUGUUUUGGAAGCUGGCACGCCGCAAAGAUCUGUUCAAAUCUUGGGACAAAACAAUCAGCCUGUGUUUGUACCCGGUGCUAGUAGUAGUUUACAAGACACUGGAUUUUCCAAUUUUGUUAAUACCAAAAAACAAAAAACAGAGAAAGAGAAAGCAACUCGUAUGCCGAGGAAUGAGCUUAUGGAUCUUUUAUUUGCGGCAUUUGAUAAGUUUCCAUAUUGGUCAUUUAAAGGUAUCUUAGAACAUACAAAACAGCCUAGCCAAUAUCUGAAAGAAGUCUUGCAAGAGAUUUGCAUUUUGAAUAAGAGAGGUCCUUACGCUGGUAACUACCAACUGAAGCCAGAAUUUAAACAAAGGAUGUCGUUGGCAGAAAAGCAAAAUGCAGGUACCAACAUUGAGGAUGAGGUUUCAGAUGACGACGAAGAUGAAGAGGAGAUAAUGGAAGAAGUGCAGUUGUAA